Lottia gigantea (owl limpet) is the source of this 843-nucleotide messenger RNA. RefSeq lists its product as hypothetical. The coding region runs from base 1 to 843 and encodes 280 amino acids. NCBI's taxonomy places the organism in Eukaryota, Metazoa, Mollusca, Gastropoda, Lottiidae. The transcript is spliced from 7 exons. The record is from RefSeq and is a predicted model, not a curated record. Gene Ontology annotation, cellular component: membrane.
AUGGGUAGCAAUAAUUGUGUAUCGAAUUGUGGGCGGGUUUUACUCGUCACUCUCAACAUUCUGUUUCUAAUUAUUGGUUUUGUGUUGCUAUUAUUGGGUAUUUUAGUAUUUGCCUAUACACCAGCAUUAGAUUAUGUACUCGCAGCAGCUACCAGUGCAUUUGAAGGCAGUAUAUCCGGACAAGCAACUGAUGUCACGUUUACAGCCGAUCGAUUGUUAAGCAUAAUACAACUAUUCGCCUAUAUUCUCAUUGGUUUGGGUGCCUUUUUCUUUAUUAUGGCUUUACUGGGUAUUAUCGGGGCAUGUUGUAAGGUGAAAUGCGUUCUGAUCGUGUACAUCAUUCUCAUGGUUUUAUUGAUUGUUGCCCAGAUUGCUCUCAUGGUGAUAAUAUUUUCCGAAAGACAAGUGAUCGAACCGAGUAUGAAGCAACCGAUGUUAGAUAUGACUAUGAAAUACACCGGAAGUACAGGAGAAAAUGGAGAGACGAUUACUUUAAAUUUCCUUAUGAUUUCACUUUCAUGCUGUGGAGUUAAUAAUUACGAAGAUUUUAAUUCGAGUAUUGAAAGUGGAAGCUGGGUUAACAAAGACUUGAAAACACCGUUAGUAUGUUGUGUAACCCCGAAUAAGAGUGACGAUAGCUGCGCUAAGCAUCCAGACUAUAAAAAUGCAGAACUGAACAAUGCUGAAAAGGGAUGUUAUCAAGCUCUGUGGGACUAUAUAGAUGAUGAAAGUGAUCUGGCGAUUGGAAUUAGUUCGGCUAUUAUCAUUUUACAGGCUAUUUUGGUAUUGUUUGCUAUUUAUAUAGUAUACAAAGAGUCCAAGACGGAAGUAGGCUUUAGUUAG